AUUCCUUUCAUGUAUUCCGUGUUGUAAUUAUUUACAGAUAAGUUUGGUUUCACCGAGGUUUAUGGUCAAAUAGCUGAUUCAGAACGUGUGUAUAUGCACACACAGGAACGAUAUCGUAAAGGAUCUUAAAUAGGGACAUUAAAUGUGGACAUUUAGUUAACAAUGAGAUGUGGCAAAUAAUUAACAACAGGAAGUAAAUCAUUGCAAAUAUCCACGAAACACUCAGAUACUGGAUAAUUUGAUUGUUUCUGUUUCAUGACAGUCUUGUUUAACUAUUCCUAGUAUUGCUUGCAGUAUUAGGUCCUUACGUACGAUAACAGCUGUUGAAUCAUUGAGUCUUAUAAAGGAUUUUUUAAGAUUUGUAAUGACUAUAAUAUCUGAUAAUCACAUGAUUUGGUCGACGUGUAUUUUUAUCAAGGGUAUGACGUUAUAAACAAAUAUAGUUAUUAUUCACUUGAGUGACUCAAACAUUUGUUCGACAGUGAAUAUAAAGGAUUAGAUCACGAAAGAAGAUCAAUACUAUUCCUCAGUCAGUCAAUAUUAAAGGAAGACGAGUAACAGAAAGAAAUUCAUAUUUGUUAUAACAAUUGUGUUAGAAAAACCCCUUGAACCAUGGGGAGAUACUGCUUAAGAUUAAAGCCUAGGCCAGAAUCAAAUAGUGAUUCAGAAACAGACACGGACUCAGAUGAGUAUGGAAUUUGCUGUUCUCACGAAAGAGAACUCCAGAGGAGUCGAGAAGAAAUCAAAGAACUAGAACAUAAGCUUAAACAUCUUGAGACGGUAAACAUACUGGAAGUGGAACUUGGCAAGAAAAAUGCUGAUAAGCGUUGUUCCAAGUUGUCCUGUCAAGGGGUCGGGAAGUUUCAGAAAGAAAAAACAUAUGUUGUGGAUACCAAGAAAGGGACAAUUGAGUGUAUGAAUAACUCGCAAAAUAAUGGUUUGAGCUAUAAAGUUGCUGUCCGGGACAUUCUAAGUGUAGCAUUACAAAUGCCUGAUAAUCAUAAUGAAGACUUUGAUAUAACACAUUCAGACGCGGACCAUCAAAAUGAAGCGUUAACUGAAACAGAAAAUACAACCGUGCUGGAGCAGAAAGCAGAAAUAAACAGGUUGAUAAAAGAAAAUGAUCUUUAUAAACAAAAUAUACAAAAACUGAACGGUCAGAUUGAAGAGGAGAAGCUUGAACAGCGUAACUUAAUUCGAGUGUAUGAGGGGAUGAUUGAGGAAUUGAAAUCAAAACCAUUCAACAAUUCAGAUAAUAUCUCGCAAGAAAAGAUCUUAAAAGGACAGCUAGAAGAUGCAGAACACGAAAUACGAGAAAUAAAACUGGAGUUGGACGAGACAAAAACCAGACUAAGUAAGCUGUUGGGUCAGAAACUAACAGACAAAAAUCCAAACAUUGCUGAUCUUAGUGACAAAAACCGUCCAACAAACCUUGCUGAGAGAUAUUCGGAACUGUAUGACAAUCAGUGGACAGAUGCAUUUGAUUGUCUCAACAAAUGGCAUGAUGAGGCAACGACCAUUAAACAACUUUCGGAUAUUCUGAAGAAUGCCAUGGAUUUUUGCUCGUUCGAGUCCAAGAUUCAGAUGAAACAGCUACAGGAAUGUCUGUCGUUUUCAACGAAAAGUUCAGACUGUCAGAUACCUGGGACAAUAAUCAAAAGCCUCAAGGACUGUCGCAAGUCACUUGGAGAACCAACUGGCCAUGCUGUGUAUCAGAAAUACGUGGAACAUUUGCAACAAUCAGCACCAGAAUGCAUGGAUCUCCAAGUUCUGCCCUAUCUACAAGAAUGCAUUCAAUUGAGUUGGUUGAUGUGUAUCCAGGAUCCGCCUGUCGUUUUAAGCCCUGUUGGUACACAUGGCUCAAGGUUCGACACUGAUGUUUACAAGGCGUACACCAAAUGUGGUCCCAUCGUUGACUAUGUCGUCUGGCCAGCUCUUUGUCUCCAUGAGAGAGGUCCAUUGCUUUGCAAAGGAAUCGCACAGGGAUAUGGCGGGAAGAAAACAGCGAUAUAAAUGCAGUUAGCGAUUGGUUCACUGCCUUUGACAUCCUCUUAUAAUGUUUGAACUAUAACAAUUACUUUGGUAUUUUUGGUUAUAAAUUUAAUUAUACCAAUAUUAUAGCCUGCAAAAUCAUUGCAUAUGAACUUGA
Molecule: messenger RNA, 2149 nt
Organism: Mya arenaria
Lineage: Eukaryota; Metazoa; Mollusca; Bivalvia; Myida; Myidae
Exons: 6
Coding region: 613-2013 (466 amino acids)
Biological process (GO): mitophagy by internal vacuole formation; mitochondrial protein catabolic process
Cellular component (GO): mitochondrial outer membrane
Source: RefSeq, a predicted model, not a curated record